UAUCAUUUUGAGUUGUAAUCGCGCGCGACUCACACAGUAUGUUGAACCCAUCUUCACUCACAUACUGUAACUGUGCUUCGGUACCUUUUAUGCCCUGCUCGACUGUUUUUCCGUCAUGGAACUGUCCUGUUCCUACCCCGAAUCUCGGGUAUGGGACAUCUUUAGACGGGAUGGCCACACACGGCGCGCUUGGGUUCGAGCAAAGAGACAGCUCCACAGAGCCAAGCAAAAGCCGAAGACUUAAAUUUGGGAUCGAAAACAUACUUCACGGAAAAACGUCGCAUCCAGGUAAGAAAAGACCUUAGAGUUGGUUCAGUGAGAGGACGACUAAAUGUAAAUUUUAAACGGCUUGAGAGUUCUUCCGGGAUACAAUUGAAUUUUAUUGCCUGAUCUUAUGGCUAAUCAUAAAUAAAAUUGGAUUGAAACGGGAAUCUAAACAUAUAAUGCAGGAGACUCAAAUCGUUUUUGCGUGAUCUUUCCGCAGUUGUCAUCGCAAAAAUAUUCAGUUUCAUGCACUGAUUUACCGAAUAUGUGAUAAUUCAGUUAUAGAUAAGAUUUUCUUCAGCCGCAACAUUUCAUAGCAAAUGUCUUUUCCUUGGCUGAAUGGGUAAUUGUUUGCAGCGCUUGAAGUUUGUACAAGAACGUGGAAACAUGAAAAUAGCAAAUUAAGCAAGGAAGUAGCGGAUUCCUCGAGCCUUCCAGCAGGAGCUUGAUUCCAGCCCGUGAACUUCAGUGAGUGUUUCUUGAUUUUCCGUUUUAAAGACUGAGGGUCUACUGUAAUAAUUUAUCGCAUCAAGAUCCAUCGGCAAUCUGUUAGUCGUUCCGUGCCUGAAGCCUUCGCAAACACUGCGACUAUAAACCGUAGUGUUGAUCAGAGUAAUCCUUACUGACCCAAGAGCAACUUUAUCCGAUGUUGAAGAGCUUCCAGUCGUCCACAACAACGUUUCUUAAUUGCUAAUAAUGUAACCACUUUCGCAGAAAACAGCACUCUUUUAGCAUUAGGGCAGGUAUGUAUGAAGCUAUUAGACUCAUGAAAAAAACGCAGCGGCCGUCACUUUGUGUACUGUUCGCUAUGUUCCUUGACUAGUUUGACGUGAUCUUCAGCAAAUUCAUUUUACAUCUUGGCUACAAUUUGAGCAGUUCUUCUUUAUAGUUAGUAAGCAGUUCAUAGACUGCGUUGAGACUUGAAAGGUCAAAGACAUUGUUUAGUAGCGGGAGACAUACAGUUCAGUGUGCUUCUUUUCAGUAAAAAGACGACUGAAAUGUAACUGUGGAAUUAUGGGGGAGGGGGGAGCUUGGUUUCAUGUCCUCUAUCCAGAGUCAACAAAUACAUUCAGUAAACAAAAGUGUUAACUAAGCAAAUCAUUGAUAUGUAUGUAGCCAUGUAAUAUUAGAGGGAUUCAACGCGAGACGGCAUAUAAUUCAACAAGUGAAACGAGUAGUUCUCAGAAACAAAAGACAAGCAAAUUUAUUUGAGGGGAAAACCUGUCAUAACUGGCUCUCUACCAAAACCUCUUCAGUCACAAAAAAGGUUGAAAUGCUAGAAAAGCCAAAAAAAAAAUUAUGAGUUAGUAUAAAGGUGCUAUUGAAGAGCUUUUAUCUGAAUAGAUUUCAUCCACACAAUAGGUCAGUAACACAAGUGAUUUCUGUUCCAACAAACGAUAGCAGCUCAGUUUCAACAAAUGUUGAGCACCGGGGUUGAGCAACAAUGUGCUAUUCCAAGUCAAAUGUUGAAAAACGCCAUUUAACUGACAUGCCUUGAGCGAGAAUAUAGAUCUCUAUUCUGGUUAAACAGGUUGCAACCCGUUCAGAACAACAACAUAGCUCGCCGUUUCGAGCGACAAAUCCUGAGCGAUGAUGAGCCGUGUAGGGUCCAUUAGCUUGACUUUUUAUAUCAUUGAGAAACAGAGCACAAUUUUCUUUUCGUUUGAUGUAAUAGUUGUCCACCGAUAUUUUCUGAUUACGAAGUUUUCAGCUGAAUUACAUCUAUGUAGGGGCUUAAAGGCCACAGACAACACUGUGUCCUGUUCAGCUGAGGCACUGUCUUAAUUAAUACGAAUGCACUGAAGAAGACUGAGCUUCUUUCUCCCAAUCGGAGAGAGAAAAAGAGAUAGGAUUAGCCAGCCCUCACUGAAGAUCUAAUUGCUAUAUACCAGAGGCACCCAAGGACAAAAACAAACCUUACUGCCAGAGAGGUCUUCCAAACAAACUAAUAAGUCCUAUAAACAAGUAACCUAGACUGUCCAAGAGGGUCAAACAACGACUGUUUUCAGACCUCCAUUUCAUGAACUAAGAGGUACGCGAGGUUUGAGCUUUGUAGCCGUUUUUUCUUUCUUUUUUUUUAAAGUUUUUUUCAAAACUACCGAGCUAAACCGUUUUCCCACCCAGCCCCGUUAAAUCAUUUAACGACCUUUAACGGGGCUGAAAACAUCAGAAGCAAGAAGUACUUUCUUAAUUUACAGUAGGUAGUAACGAGAAAACUACCGAGGCUCUGAAGUGAGUCUGACCUGGCAAAGUGGCAACGAGUGUGUCUCAUGAGACGCAGUUUCGGAGAGACCAUCAAAUAAACCGUGAACUUGCGAGCUGUACGUUCGUCUAUUUCACUAAAACAGCUGGGCUCUGUGCUCUCACAAAGAAAGAGAGGAAGAUCAGUCUCCAAUCGAAGACUGAUUUUCUUUUAACUUUAAGUGUGGAAUUAGAUUCUGGGGGUCUAAAGGAGUACAUUGUACCCCCAGGCUGAAUGAUCCAUGAAGAUCAUUCAUUUAGAACGUUAUUUUCACCCAAUUGCCUUCAGACAGUCUGUUCACCACGAGUUCCAAGUUUUCUAGCCCUUCCCCCUCUAGUCUCCCCCCUCGUUUUUUUUCCUUCGUGAAUUUUUCUCCCGCGCUCUACUGUCUGAACUCCUGGAACAGGCUAUAAAAAAGCAUUUGUUGAAUUGUCUUUAUUUGAAUUCAACAUUUUCUGUUUCUGUUUGAAAUGGGUUCAAACACCAACCUACUAGAGUAAAGUACACAAGAAUUUUUGUUAAAUUUGGUGAGUAACCUUCGACCAAGCAAUUUCGUGUAACUGUAUCUUUAAUUCCUACAUACACAGUAAGUGUUUUUAUAAUGUCGAGCCGCAAAAUGCGUUAAUAGUCUUAAUUAUUCAAGGGCAUUAUAGCUUUAAACCAUAAAAAUUAUAUACCCUACAGAAACCAAAUCCGAGAUAUCAUACUGCAAUCACGACAUAGGAAUUUAAAAAUUUUUAGUGAUUUUAAUGUCUUUUUUCCUGAAUUAGUAGGUAUACAAAUUCUUACUCUAAAAGAUUCUUCUUGUGUUACUAUCAGCAACAACUCAGCAACUAAAAAUACCGCAAAGACUUGUAUUGUAAUUUUGUGGUCUUUAAAGAUCAUCACCUGUGACUCAAUGAGUGUUAGCUUCCAAUCUCAAAACAAUUGGAAAAAGAGACAACACUAUUAGCUAGCAACGAGACGGAGUAAUUGUUUGAUCUGUUUGUUGAAUAUUGAGAGGAUAUAAAACAGGCCUUUUUAGAACAGUUAUAGUCAAGAAAUUUGUUUCAGCGUAUUCUAUUCAAAUUUAUGAGAAAAGGAAUGGCCAACGUAAAUUGACAACAGCUACUACCCCGGCCAUUGGGUCGACAUGGUUUUUUGUUUGCCAAUCAGUUCAGGGCGAUUCGUUUCUAAGGCAGGUCAGAAAUUUCAUUUUAUCAUCAAAACUAGACGUAAUCGUUAAUUGAUAAGAAAUUUCUUAUCAAUGACCGGGUUUGGUUUCAGCUAAUGCCACUGUAAAUGUGGAAGGCAUUUAUAUUUAUUUGUCUUGAUAGUGCGAAUGAAAAAUUUAAUAGCACUCGACCUCUUUCACAUAUCCGCAACCCCACCGCGCCUUAGGAUCUGCGUUUAUUAUUAUUUCAGACUUUUUUGUGUGUGUGAAGAUUCUCCGAUAACACAGUCACGAAAAAACGUAGUUACUUUGCAAAAGAACGUUUAGUAUUUUUUUUCUCUGAGUUGCGACGGUAUCGUCAACUUUUUUAAUUUUCUCACUGUUUCCUACUGUGACUGUCAACGAACUUACUGACUUGUAGUUGCAAAGUUCAGCCCUUGGGCAUCGAUUUCUCAGGUGAGAUGUAAGAAAUACAGUUGACUAAUGUCACUAUCAAAACGAAUUUUGAGCAAGGGCACGUACUACAUCCAUGACAUGUAAAUAAAAUAAAACAUAAACCAAAAUCUUCGCAAACUUGUUGUCAAAGACUGGAUGUACUGGGUACAGCACUUACUAUAAUAAAUGCUCAGAUUUGUAAAUGUCUUUAUCUCCCGGUACGAUUAAAAAAAGUUGCGUGUUAAAAUUUGUUAAUACCUGCAAAGUGAUAUUUGAUGAAAUCGGCCUAGCAAGUGAAAUCUUCUUAAAACGAAUUCGAUGGUGAUCAUUCGGCUUCUCGAUCGACUGAUAUUGAUCCCGGCCUGAAGGUUUAAAAAUCACUCCCCGCUCACGUGGUAAUCCCGGAAUUCAUUAUAUUGAGAUCAAGAAUUUCUGUGGUUGUUCAUUCUGGUCUUCUGCACUGAACAUUACAUUGUUUAAUUUAACUCAAUACAUAAGAGGAAUUGCACCCGCUUUCUAGUCUCUCACAAUUUUAUGCAAGUUUGACCCAAACAGGGUCUGUUCCGACCCUUGAUUAAAGGGUUGCAAAAUAUGGUUGACUAUGCGCUUGAGCGAUGAAUAUUGGUAUUGCUUAUAAAUACAGAUAAAAGUUUGUUCAACUCCAGAAUCGAAGACCGCCUCUCCGCAGUCUUCAUCAGCAUGUCGUCAGUGUGAUAUCGCGAAAAUAAAACUUGAGCCACUGGUUUUCCUGCGCUAUAACUAGACAAGACCCCCAGAAAAGUGUUUGAUCUGGUUCACGGUGCCGGGUCAUGCUAUAAAAUAUUCCUUUAUGAACCUAAACGGAGUCAAACCUCUAACCAUUUGAACUUGAGUUAAGUCCCCCCAAGAAACAGAGUCCCUUCUAUAAGGGGAUUUUUCAUUCAGUCGAGAGACCAAGGGGGAAAAUCGGCAACAUUGGGGGUAGUUAACACCACUUAAAAGGGAUUUUAGGAAAUAUCCCUUCACAUCUUAUAAGCUCAAGACGCCCGGAAUGCCAAAAUAUGUCAAUAGUAUUCUCAGCAAGUGUUGGAAGAUUCUGUCUUGUCAUUCAAUGCACGUACGGUCUUGACUUUAAAUGGAUCGACUGGUUACGAGUUGAUAUUAAAACAGCGAUACAACCACCUUAGAACUGGUACCCAUUCUAAUAUGUCUGUCAGGACGCUUAAUUCUUUGAGGGUACUAAAAGGUCAGCGAUGGUUUAAUUCUUAUAAUGAAAGUAAAGCCGGAUACCCGAGAUAAGCUAACAAUGCAUGCAGAGCGAUUUAUGUGUUUGUCUCGGUUUUGCGGUUGACAAACUCGUGUUAAUUGUGGUAAUUGAAACUUAUGCAUUUUCGAGCACGUCUUUGCUUUGGGAAGGUGAUAACUAUAUUAAAGAUUACUGGCGACAUCUUUUAAGUGGUAUUUCUUCUUCUUGCACAUUAGCAAUUAUCCGUCAAAAUUGCUGCAGGACGUUCGCGAAACGUGACAAUCAUUUUUCAGGUCACAAGUGAUCACUUAAUUUUAGUUAAUUUGUCAGUUCUUUCUUUUUUCAGAACACCAGGAAUUCCGUUUUCCUGAUUUUCCGUUUCUGUGGAAUGAAGGCCUUAAUUUCAUUACUCAUCAGCCCUUUUACACCCCGCCCAUGCGCACUUCCACCCGUCCUUGGUGUCGUCCAGUCUUCACCCAGCUGCAACGUCGAGGCCUGGAAAAGCGUUUCCAAGCAACUAAGUACGUCACUAAACGAGAGCGGCUUCAGAUCGGCGCCAUGUUGGGUUUGUCCGAAACACAAGUGAAAGUUUGGUUUCAAAACAGAAGAACAAAGUGGAGGCAUGAGGCAGCAAAGAAAGAGAAGAAAGAAGAAAAACAAUUAAAGGAGCAAAGCUCAGCAAAAACGAACAAUUGUGUCCAGAAAGAGGAACUGAAGGAAGAGAAAGAGGAGGAAGAGGAAUAAUUUGAAACUUCAAAUGGAAGAGAACUUCGCAACAUAUAAAAAUGUAAUGGUAAUCUAAUAACAACAAUAACAGUAAUGAUGAUGAUAGGGAAUACUGUAGUACUCAUUCGAAACCAUCAUCAUCUGGUCAAAAGAAGAGUUAGAGCCUUAAAGUUUCUUUACAUGCUGCUAGCGAGCGUUAGAACGGGACAUCUUGUCUUAAAAGGAUUUUUUCAUAGCAGUAACAGAGACAGGAUAUGGAAGCAUUCCAUCCAUAAUUAAGUCUACUCUCCUUCCUUACGAAUCUGAAGGAAUCCGAGACUGAAGAAAGACGAAAGCGUUGGAGGAGGUCGUUGAUGUACGUUAAAGAAAAAGUAACUUAAAUUUAAGCGGUCUUAAAAAAAUCAAUUUAUUAUUUUAACACUUACACAACCUACAAAAACACGACGACCAGUUUUACACAAGCAUGUAAUCCAGUCUUAUCUUGUUUUGUGUCUGUCUCGUUCUUCAGUAAACAAUAGACUAUAAUACAGCGCCUUCGUUUUCUUUUUUUGCCAAGGAUCAGGCCUAACAUAGCCUAAAAGUAAACCAAUUCCAACUCGUAAAAAAUAGAGCGAGAUAUUAAAAUACCUGGACUUAAAGAUUCCCUAAGCAGCCUGCUGUCAACUUUGUCCUCAUUCAAAAUUUGGCAACAUAGCAAAACAUUUACGGGAAACAUAUUGAAC
Messenger RNA from Porites lobata, 6767 nucleotides. NCBI's taxonomy places the organism in Eukaryota, Metazoa, Cnidaria, Anthozoa, Scleractinia, Poritidae. The record is from the annotation of a GenBank genome assembly.